AUGCCGAUUGGUAUGAGCCCAUUCCGGUUGGUUUAUGGGAAGGCUUGCCAUCUUCCGGUGGAGAUAGAGCAUAAAGCGUAUUCGGCCGUAAAAGAAUACAACACUGGAUUUGGGGUUGGAGUCAAAAGGAAGUUACAGUUGGUGGAGCUUGAGAACCUUCGAUUGGAAGCCUAUGAAAAUUCAAGGCUUUACAAGGAGAAGAUGAAAGUGGUGCAUGAUAGAAAUAUCCGAAGAAGAGAGUUUUGGGCUGGAGAGCUAGUUCUUCUUUAUAAUUCUUGGUUGAGAUUGAUGCCCGGAAAGUUGAGAUCAAGGUGGGAAGGUCCUUAUAGAGUGGAGAAAAAGGAACCAUAUGGGGUCUACCACCUACGCCAUCCUUCAAGCCCCAAUAUAUUCAAGGUUAAUGGUCAUCGUCUAAAGCUAUAUCAUGGAGAAAAUAAAAGCAACAAAAAAGUUGAGGUGUUCCUCCUUGAGGACACACCCGAAGGCGAAGAGAUAUGA
This is a messenger RNA of Arachis ipaensis, 498 nucleotides long. RefSeq lists its product as uncharacterized. Lineage: Eukaryota; Viridiplantae; Streptophyta; Magnoliopsida; Fabales; Fabaceae. The record is from RefSeq and is a predicted model, not a curated record.